Messenger RNA from Ambispora leptoticha, 2373 nucleotides. The record is from the annotation of a GenBank genome assembly. Lineage: Eukaryota; Fungi; Glomeromycota; Glomeromycetes; Archaeosporales; Ambisporaceae.
AUGUCAGACUACGACGAAUUUCCAACCUUCACACCAGGCCCUCAAGAAAGGCAGAAGGCACAUGAGCUCGUCGAGAAUCUUCAUGCAUUAUUAGAGAAAAAAAUAACUCGAAACAAGUUCAAGGGACGAGGAAAACCAGCAAAGAGAACUGAUUACGCGAGUCCUAUUUCCGGGACUGUAAUAUCUUCUUGGAAAAUGAAUGAUUGGGAUUAUAAGAAGGGACUUGUGCCUACAAUGGCGAGAGGCUUAUAUACUAGAAAAAAUAAUGAUCAAUACGAAAUUGUUAUUCGAGGGUAUAACAAAUUCUUUAACAUUGGCGAAGUUGCGGCGACAAAGUGGGAAGAUCUUUAUCAAAGUACAGAAGGUCCAUAUGCAGUUACAGUUAAAGAAAAUGGAUGUAUUAUAUUUAUUGGUGGUCUUCCAAACGGAGAACUUAUUGUGACUAGCAAGCAUUCUAUUGGUGCUAGAGACGACGUGCCUGUUUCACAUGCACAAAAAGGUGAAGAAUGGGUUGAGAGACACUUGGCAGAUGCUGGUAAAACCAAAGAGGAUUUAGCAAAUUAUCUAUAUGAGCAUAAAUUAACAGCAAUAGGAGAGCUUUGUGAUGAUAGCUUUGAGGAACACGUACUUCCAUAUCCCGCCGACAAGAGUGGUUUAUAUCUUCAUGGGGUCAAUUAUAACACGGUAGACUUACAAACUUGGUCUAGUGAUAAAGUGACUGCCUUUGCAAAGUACUGGGGAUUUAUCCCGACAAAUUACUACAUAAAAGAGACAGCAGAAGAAGUGAAAAAAUUCACCGACUAUGUCAAAGAACAACGUAUAUUAGAUGGCCGACCCGUCGAGGGUUUCGUUGUUCGAUGUAAACGAGAAGGCCAAGACUACUUUUUCAAAGUCAAAUACGACGAACCGUAUCUGAUGUACCGAGAAUGGCGUGAACUCACCAAAGUUAUUCUCUCAAAGUCGAGGAAAAGCCCUCACCCUACUUACACGCUUAGUCGAUACUAUAUUGAGUGGGUGAAAGAGAAAUUAAAGACAGAUCCCGGAUUGUUCAAGGAUUAUAGUAAAGGACAUGGUAUAAUUAAAGUUAGGGAUAUGUUUUUGGAAGAAUGGAAAUCUUGUGACUCUGUAAAAACUCUAAAGAUUCCAAAAGAGGAACGUAAGAUGUUUAAGAAGACUCUCCUUGUGCCAGUUGCAACUAUUGGUUGUGGAAAAACUACUGUUGCUCUAAUAUUGUCAAAGCUUUUUAACUUUGGUCAUGUUCAAAAUGAUGAUAUUGGCGGAAAGAAUAUUCGAAAUAGGUUUCAUGAUGCAAUUAAGCGUGAAUUUGAAUCUCAUGACGUAGUCAUUGCUGACAGGAAUAAUCACAAUACUGAACUGCGACAGACACUGAUUGAAACAAUGAAAGCCGUAUUUCCAAAUGUUCGAGUGGUUGCACUUUAUUGGAAUCGCAGUGAACACAGUGAAAAAGAAAUUUUCGAGGCCACUUCCAAACGUGUAAUGUCUCGCGGAGAAGCACAUCAAUCGUUGACGCCAGAAAAUUCGGAUUUCGAGAGUAUCAUCUGGUCGUUCCUUAAACAAUUUGAGCCGCUGGACUCAAACAAUGGUGUAGAUCAUCUGUUUGAUCAGGUUAUCGAUUUAGAUCCGCUGAAUGAUAUUCACACAACUCUCGAGAUCAUUUUCAACGAAUUGUCAUCUAUCCUUGGAAUUGAAAUUCCAAAUGAACAAGAUGUUGAGGAGGCGAUAAAUUACGCACGAGAAUAUCGACCAACUGUCAAGAAAAUUGUUACACAGGGAAAAGGGAAAAAGAAAGCCAAAUUGAACUCCCAAAGAUUUGCAGAAGAUAGUUCAGUUACGCGUAAGCGAAACCCACCACUUUAUUAUGGAAUCGCAGUAGAACUGGAUGUUCAGGACUAUCUGAAAGAUGUUCUAGAACCUGAUAACACUCUUUUCGAAACUCUCGUAAGGAAUCAUCGAAUCCGUCCUAAACACCAUGUCACUUUAAUUCAUGCCGCGGAACUCCAUAAAAGUAGAUCGCGAGAACUUCAAGAAUUAUGGGAAAAAUACGAAAACAUUGUCGAUAACGACCAUAAAGGAUACAAAGUCAAAUUGUAUAUCGACAAGAUUGUUUACAAUUCGCAAAUAAUGGCGCUGGUGGUACGAGAAAUCGAUCCGCCCGAGAUAAUGAGCAUUAACAAGAUCCCCCACAUUACUGUUGGAACUAUCAACGAUGGAGUCAAAUCGGCUGAAGCAAAUCAAAUGUUAGAAUCUGCGCUGCUUGGAGUUAAUGGCAAGGGUAAAGGACAAUCAGAUGUUCAGAUUAUACAACUAGAAGAGGUUCAUGUCAGCGGAACUAUCAAAGGGUUUUAUUACUAA